This is a messenger RNA of Cloeon dipterum, 748 nucleotides long. RefSeq lists its product as uncharacterized. The record is from RefSeq and is a predicted model, not a curated record. Lineage: Eukaryota; Metazoa; Arthropoda; Insecta; Ephemeroptera; Baetidae. The coding region runs from base 97 to 597 and encodes 166 amino acids. The transcript has 2 exons.
AGAGCCGCCGCUCAGCCAGUCAGUCCGCCUUCGACCUCCGCCUAACGCGAAGCUAGUCGCUGCUUACUUAGUGCAAAGACCGAAAUUCCUGCUGCAAUGGCGAUGGCCGGCGAAGCCCUGCAGAUGCACCAGCAGUUCCAUAACGGCGGAGUUGACAGGUUUCACGGCACCGUCCGCACCGCCGAGCAGGAGCAGAGCAAGCAGUGCUUCCUCAACAACAACAACAACUCGGUCGACUACGUCUUCCGAGUGAACAGCCUGAGGAACAACAACCUCAACUUCGACCGCCAGCAGACAAUCCGCAUCAGGGUCAGCUCCAUCGACGAGCCAGACGACCUGGAGCAACCCGACGCCACCCUGGCUGCUAACACUAACGGUGAAGAGAGACUGAGCAAGGAGGAGCAGCUGAGCCGCGGCGUGCAGAAUCUGCAGCUGGAACCUUCCUCGCAGCAGCAGUUGCCGCGAGUGGUCCUGUGCAGCUCAGCGCCGUGCGAGCCAUCGGCUUGCGUUUCGCGGUCGCGGAGCCCAAGUCCGCUGUUGGAGGUGCCCGUCGAGAGGGUGGACAUCUCGCGCGAGAUCCGCCGGCCACCCCUGUAGGCCAUGAGCAAGCGGAGGAAGUCGCUGCAGCCGCAGCCGAGCAGCCGGCGCACCUCGCUCGUUACCACGGCCGCCGUCAUGUCCGAACUCGAGGAGGCGACCGCCGCCAACCGUAAGCAGCUGCGCGACGCGCUCUACGCCGGCAUUUUCC